AUGGAUCCUUUCACUGGCAUAAGUCUGGCCGCAUCAGUCGUACAGCUGAUAGAUUUUGGUAUUAAAGCUGCAAAAACCUGCCAUGGCUUGUACGAGCAUGGCUCCUCACGCGAUUUUGACGACGUGGAAAUCAAGCUCUCCCACCUAGAUACGCUCACCGAGUCGCUCAAAAGUUCUUUGCCAGACAUGGACGCGGGCGAGGUUGCCGCGUUGUCCAAGGAAGAAAAAGAAAUGAGGCAGAUCGCUCUCAAAUGCGAAGACUGCUCAGGCAAAUUACGUCAGGAGGUGUCGAAGCUACGCCCAAAAACUCGGAAGUCGUCACUCAAAACUGCGAAGAAGUUCAUUCGUGCUUCAUGGAAGCGUCGGGAAAUCUUGAGGAUGCAAGAGAAACUGGAGAGUUGGAAAAGCCUGCUAGAGUCUUCCUUACUGAACCGUUUGAACAUACGUCUUGACGCUGAGGCCGUGCUGGCCCGGCAAGACUUCACCCAAUUGAGUGCAGAUCUCCAGCGCAUUAUCAUAAGUCUUGCACGCGGAGAGACAUCUCUUGCAGCACUCAUAAGUGUGGAGCACGAGCAGACCCGUCAACAUUCCGAUUUACGUUUUGAUCAUCUCGAGCAACAUCAAGUAGACGACCGUCACUUUCAAGAGAUCAGAGAUAGUUUAUUCUAUCCAGAGAUCUUUGCCCGGCAGGAGCAGGUUGAACGAGAGUUUGAUGGCAUUGAGGAUAGUUAUCAAUGGAUAUUUGACGACACGUCACAAUUGCCAAGACCGUCUCCUGACACUUCUGAGACGAUUCAGCGACAGCCGACAUGGGACAGUUUGGUCGGCUGGCUUAAGCAUGGCAAACACGUCUACUGGAUCAAUGGGAAGGCAGGCUCCGGCAAAUCAACGUUGAUGCACUUCAUCUGUGAUAGUGGCAUGACCAAGGCGCAUCUCGAACAGUGGAGUGGGGGCAAUCAACUUUUGACGCCGAGCUUCUUCUUCUGGAAUGCUGGUGUCCAGCUGCAAAAGUGUAUUGAGGGGCUACUUCGAUCGCUCAUACUUCAAAUGCUGACCGAACGUCCAACCUUUAUUACCUCCCUUAAGGCUUUGAUGCCCGCCUCAAUCUGUAUCUUCGUCGAUGGUCUAGAUGAAUUUGAUGGCUCGUACACUGCCGUGCUUGAAUUAAUAGGUCGGCUUUCCGACCGAGCCAAUGUAAAGCUUUGUCUGUCUAGCAGACCCUUCAAAGCAUUUGAAGACGCUUUCAAGGGGGGCCCAACCCUCAAGUUACAAGAUUUGACAUUCAAAAGUAUACAGAACUACGCUAAGUCUCGGCUUGAUCCAAUUAUCGAGAAGCAAUGGUCGUGGGGUACCCCUGAAAAGCGUAGAGCCAUCGAUUUGCUUCAUGUGGUGGUGGAACGAGCGGAGGGUGUCUUUCUUUGGGCUGUGAUCGUGGUUCGGAAACUAAAGGCUGGUCUAGAGGAUCUGGUGGAUCUAGAUGAGCUUAAGCGCGAUAUUGAGCUGCUUCCCAGUGGUAUUGAACGACUCUAUCAUCACACGAUUAGCAAGAUCGGACCUGCAUACCAACGAGAUGCCGUGAGAUUUCUCUUCCUUAUAUUUCACGAAGCUGAAUUUGCAAAUGAAACAACGUUAGACCUGUACAGAUUGUUCUUCAUAUCAGAACAACGCGCAUGUGGUGAUACACCAUUGCAAUUAGGCAAGGUGGAAGAUGGAAGUCUUGUUCUCUCCUGCCAUCGUUUGAAAACACAGCUGAUGUCGCAUACGCGAGACUUUCUAGACAUAGCGCCAGCUCAGGGCGUUGACAGAAUCUAUGGUGACAUGGGUGAUCAAAACCCUGUUUUACUGCAGAAAGUCCGCCUUUUCCAUAAGUCCGCCAAGGAUUUUUUGCUGCACAAUGCUUUGACGAAGUCACUAAGAGAAGUUGCAGGUGAAGAAGCCGAAUUGAGGCUAUCGAUCGCAAGGGGCAUACUCUCGCAGCUGAACCAUCUCUCACAAAGGUCAGGAACAUUUGUCUUAGGAAGCCAAAGACUACUCUGUUCUAGCAAACAAAGAUUACUGCCCCAUUAUGAACUGCUAGAGGCAGCCAUAUCGCACAUCACAAGGGUGGAAAUAUUGCGGCAUAGCGCUCAAUCGCAGCUGAUGCAGUCAUUGCAAUCUCACAAAUUUAUGCCGAAACUGGUGACCCUGCCGAAGAAUUUUGACGCUCAUUGCGAAAGAUAUAAUCCCUUGGCAUAUGUGCUCGACGGCCCAGGGGGUACUCUCGUCGAUAUUGUCGCCAUGGCCGCGCGGAGUGGCAUGACUCGAUACGUGUGCGACGUUCUCGAUAUUCCAACGGAUGAUGAUCUUACAUGGCGAAACGUAGAUCUCGCACAGGUUGAACAGUCGCUUCACGCUGAUUUAGAAGCCGUACCAAAUCUCAUCUUGGACUUUUCUUCAGAUACUAAGAUCGACUCUCUCCACUAUCGUCAGCAAAUGAAUCACUUGUUGCGACAGAAAUCGUAUAGUCAAGCUCUGUGCCAUGUCAAUGGCGAACAUCAAAUGAACGCUAUCGUCGAGUCCUACUUGCUACAUUGUAUAAGUUCUUCGAGUGAAGAGCCUAGCCAUCACUCUUUCUUCGCUUCGAGAGGCAAUUGUCUAGAGCGCCUGACACUUGUGGGGCUCCUUUUGAACGUAGGGGCCCACCCAAUGAUGCAACUAAGGCAUGUUCUGGAUCGUCAAUCUGUGAAAAAGUACCAAUGGUGCUUUUGGAAGUCAUGGAUGCUGUUUAUGAACGAGAUUAAAGACGUUUGUCAUCAAUCCCCCUAUGAAGACGACGGGAUCGUAGAAGGCGCGCAAUUAGUCAUGCCAGACGGUGCAAGGAUUCCCUUCAAAGAAAUUUAUGACAUGACCAAGCUCUUACUGAGACAAGGGGCACAGCCUAGCUACAAAGGCAAAGGUGUCGAGUAUUGGUUCCAGGAGCCUACUGUGGCAUUUCGUGUUCUUCCCGAGGCGAUGUGUGAGCUUCAAAUAGUUUUCCGCGGCAUUCCCGAGUUUCCGAGACUUAUCGCAGCUUUUGAUCCUUCCGGGCAAAACAGAUGGGAAAGAAUAGAAUUGAAUUGCAUGUCCAAGCCUGGCGGCGUAUCAGAACCUGCAGAAGAAAAAAUCUUCCCAAAUGGAGAGGAAUGUAAGACACUUUGGCCUUUGAUAGAUUCAUGGACGGCAACCGGAGGAAGAACCCGCCAUGAAGCUACAUUGAAGCUGGCAAUACAUGAAAUCUGCAAAAUUCACAUAUUAAAUGCUCUAUCAAGCGAUGACUGCAAUUGCGAAGAAGGUGAAGUCUUUGCAAGUGUGAUAAUAUCGUCUGAUGGUUCAAGAGCGAAGUUUGACAAAUCAAGGAGAAAUCAUGAAACAUUAAGCCGUGAAACAUCUGAAUCAGAAGACGAAAUUCAAGAACCAACGAAGAGAUUCGAGGAGCAAGCCUUGAGCAUGAUCAGACAAGAGGUGAAUCAUUGCGAUGAGACAUAUAACGCUGUUGUUGCUCGAGCGUCGGGUGGGCUUGAGAGGAGGGAUGAUGAGAAUAAGGACUUGACCCGAAAGAUCUGGUUCGUGGUCGUGACGAUGCGGAAUGUGUUUGAUGUGGUGGCUGCGUUGCACAAUGCCACAAGUGCCCUAUCCGAGAUCAUAAGUGUCCGAGAGCCAACAGUGAGAAGCUCGUUCGAAUGGCUGCCUACCCUAAAUGGAGGUUUGGCGUGCAAGCAAUACUCCGCCUGGACAAAGUACAUCAUGUACAUGGGUCUGUCGGCUGCUAGCGGGGCUAUUGACUAUGCCACACCUGGUAUCGUUAAUCAUGUCCAAGACAUGACUGGAAGGCCAGUGGACGCGACUAGAAGACUAGUGCAGCCAAUCAGUUCUGUGGUAGUGGAGUUGGAGGCCUUAGGGUUUGGCGCAGGGCUCGAGGGUGAGAUCUUUCGGAGCUUCGGACGGGCUGGCAGCGACAAGCAUCAAAUCUUCUUGUUUCUCCAGGAGAAGUUAAACAAUGGUAUCAAGACAUUAUUGACGCGUCUUGAGCAUUCUUUUUUCAUGCUCUUUGAGGGCUGGGGAACUCAUGAUGACGGGAGCCUCGACGACUCUGGAAUGACAAGAUUUGCGCAGAUCGUAGCAGCUGGAGAGUUCUUCGAAUUGACCUCUGCACAGCAAGCCCUCCUCAAAUAUACUUGCCCCAACUCGGUCCAUGAUAUCUUCAGAGACACUCUCGUAUGGCAGACGCUACUUUCCGGAUGGCAUGUUGGGCAAUGCCACAUCCAUUGUACGCACAAGCCCCUGGACCCUUCUGGCUGGGAAAGGAUCGAGAAAUCACGCUUCUCGCCCGAAGUGGGCGUGAUCUGCCAAAACCAAUGCUGGAAAGACGACCGAAAGACCGCAGAAGUCGAGUUACAAGACUGGGAAAAGCUGGAGCAAUUGGGAUUCACCCUGCAAGAUUUCCAGACCCAAUCCUGGAACGCCUGGAAAUCGCAACGCUAUCACUUCUCUGAAGAUGGCCCAAUCAACAUGGCUGAUAUGCUUCCUGACGAGCUCCGCAGGAUCACACACAACGGACUCGAAAUAUGCAUGUCGCCCAUGGCACCGGACAACUUCUUCGAGAAAAGAAACCGCGAUAAAGUUCUUCCUUGUGUCUGCGGCAACGAAGGUGAUGUCGUCGGGAACGAAACGCUGGCCUUCUUCGACGCAAUCGCCAUCCAGGAUUGGAAAGGCUGGACAGAGGAAGGCGCUUUGAUGUUCUUACAUCCUGACGCCGGUCUGGGGCGCGGUGAAGCCUGCCAAACGAGUUUUAACCACGAUCAUACGAACCCGGUCACGAUGUUCUUGACGCACUGCCAGUUCGGAAAUCAUUGGCCUGCCGGUGAGAGAAAGGAACGGUAUUGGGAAAUCGGGGAAGAUCCAAGGUGUGGGGAUUUCAAAGCGGCUGUGUCGGGUUUGGUCGCUGGCGGGAUGAAUCUGCAUGAUCUCACGUGCAAGAUGUGUUUUGGGAAUGAAGUGGGGAAGCAGGUGAAGAAAAAGCAGGCGAACCAGUGGAGAGGGUUUCCUAAGACCCCAUUCUACGACUUGAACAAGCUCGGGAAAGGGAGGGAUAAGUACAAUUUCAAGGAGGCUUGCAGGAUUUUUAAGAAUGAGCACCUUUGUUGA
Molecule: messenger RNA, 5163 nt
Organism: Bacidia gigantensis
Lineage: Eukaryota; Fungi; Ascomycota; Lecanoromycetes; Lecanorales; Ramalinaceae
Exons: 7
Coding region: 1-5163 (1720 amino acids)
Source: RefSeq, a predicted model, not a curated record